GCCGAUUUGGUUAAUUUCGGUUAUUCUGGCUGGCUGGCUGAGCUGAGCUGGCUGGACGUGCAAACAAAAUUUCUGCCAACCCACAGCUCUUUCUUACCCUCUUCCUUGACUGCAAUCCUCAGCUUCAUGUCGAAUUUUCCACGGCCAUUGUCAGAAUCUUUUUCGCUGAUGAGCCCUAGAACACAGCAAAGUCCUGCUUCUGAUACUGACAAUACCAAAGCCAACUCGGAUCAUUCGCAUUCGCCCGCAACCACCGACACAAAGCCUCUCAGAUCUGCGGACACCGCCAAUGCUUUUGCUCACAUGUCUCAGCAAAUGAAUCCAUCUCAUCGCCCUUCGCGGCCCAUGACAGAAAUCUUCACUAGGCAAUCUGCAGAAACCGAGGCCCUGGACAAAUGGUUUGACGAACUUCAGUUGUACGAAAAGAACCUCGAGGAUAUGGCAAGCGCUAGCUUUGAUCCCAACUUCAAGGAAGAGCUACAUCAUGUUGAUCAAUGGUAUCGCGCUCUGACAGAAGCUGAAAGGACAGCUGCUAUCUAUAGUUUACUGCAGCACUCGUCGCAAGUGCAGCUGCGUUUCUUUUCCACGGUCAUGCAGCAGAUGCACGCGCAAGACCCAUUGAAUGCUAUGCUCUCGCCAGCCCACCCCGAGAAAGGAGAUCUGCAGGCUCAGAUGGUCGGUGCAAUGGCAAAGGCAGAAAAGGAAGCUAGUCAAAAGCUUUUAUCUGUCCUACCCUAUCAGACUGGUCAAGUUACGCGUCGUCCUCCCGAAACGCUUCAUGGCCGUCGAACUCUGGACCGUCAUUCCUUCGCUAUCGGUGAUACCUUUACGGAAAGAGAUGCUGGCAUUGAGCAUCCCACUUCGGUUUCUGAUGUUGAUCUUCAGAAUGCUCUCGCUAGUUGGUCGCUGGCCAAUAAUCUCGGCUAUCCUCGACCCAACGUCAUGAUGAACGAUGAUUCAAAGGGAUAUCGACGCCGUCCCAUGUCCAGAGGAGCUGGUAUUCCGCGUACUGUACCGGAGAGCGAUGAGCAAGCUAACAAUGGAUUUUAUUCCACCUUUGGAGAGAAUGAAAGAGAGAAAGGGUCUCAACCACCACCCGGUAGUGGUGGCGGUUCUACUCUUACCGGAUCCGCUUCUCAGUCUAGAUCGGUUUCUCGCUCUGGUUCGCCUGCUCCUACUGCAUCCAACUCCACUGGCCACUUUGGCAAUUCUUCGUUUGGCAUGUGGUCUGGAAAGCAUUUGAGUGUUCCUGGUUUAGAUAAGCAGGCCGCCCAACAUUCGUAUGGACAAUUCCUCAACCCUGCCGAUGCCCACCUAGACGGAGGCGACCUUGACUACGUUAGUGACCAUAGCGAUACCUCGGUCAUCAGUUCCAACGGCACUCGUCGCAGAAGAACAUCUGCCACAGGAAAUUCUCGUGCCAUCAAGGACAAGAAGGCCGCCGAGGUGGUUGAUAUGGAGUUGUUACAAGAUGUCUCCGCGUGGUUCAGAAGCUUGCGCUUGCACAAAUACAAUUCUGUAUUUGAAGCUAUGAAGUGGCAAGAUAUUGUAAACCUAUCCGAUGAUGACCUUGUUGCUAAAGGCGUGGCUGCCCUUGGUGCUCGACGCAAAAUGCUCAAGGUAUUUGAAAAUGUCAGGGCUCACUGUGAUGCCAACAAUAUUCCCUAUUAGAACAAGUCGUAUUUUACAUAUCUUGUUUUGUAAUUUGAGAGCAGGUUGAACCUGCUCUGAGCAACGAAAAACUCUUUUUUUUAUUCUGUCUUGAUGGUUUUCAUUGUGUUUACACACGUACAACUUUUGCUCUCAUACACCUCCCCCUCACUUUUUUAUUAUUCCUUUCUUUUCUUCCUUUCGAAUUUCUCUUCUUUUUUCCCCCCUCCAACGUGCUAUCUAGAACACUUAUCACGGUUGCCGAGGACAAUCUGUGUAAAGGGCAUAACAAAGAUAUAUAUACUCCCUGUGGGAGUUGAUUACAAAAAAAAAUGGUCGUACAUUGAUGAUUUUGACCUGACACGCGCUGUGAAGUGAAAUGAGGGGUCCAUUUU
Molecule: messenger RNA, 2045 nt
Organism: Umbelopsis ramanniana AG
Lineage: Eukaryota; Fungi; Mucoromycota; Umbelopsidomycetes; Umbelopsidales; Umbelopsidaceae
Exons: 6
Coding region: 127-1671 (514 amino acids)
Biological process (GO): nuclear-transcribed mRNA poly(A) tail shortening
Cellular component (GO): P-body
Molecular function (GO): mRNA binding; protein binding; translation repressor activity
Source: RefSeq, a predicted model, not a curated record